AUGAUCGAAUUAGGAUUGAGCCGUGUUGCGAGUCUGCUACAGCAGACUCCGCUCACAUGGAAAGCCAUUCAUAUUGCUGGGACUAAUGGCAAAGGGUCAAUCAGUGCCUAUCUAUCUCACCUCCUUGCGACCGGCGGAGUACGGUGUGGACGAUUUACUUCCCCGCAUUUAAUCGACCGAUGGGACUGCAUCACAAUCGGCGAGAAAGUGGUUCAAGAAUCACUGUUCCGUCGGAUCGAAGAUCAGGUCAAACUCCGGGAUCAAACAUUGGGCAUCGGAGCCUCCGAAUUCGAGUUGCUGACUGCAACGGCCUUCGAAAUAUUCAACCAUGAACGAGUCGAUGUGGGUGUCGUGGAGGUGGGAAUGGGCGGCCGUCUCGAUGCGACCAAUAUUCUGAACAAUGUUCUUGUCUCGGUGAUUGCGAAGAUCGGGAUGGACCACCAAGCUUUCCUGGGGUCCACGAUCGGAGAGAUUGCACGCGAAAAAGCGGGGAUCCUGAAGCCCGGAGUUCCCUGUGUGGUGGACAACACAAAUGACCCAGAAGUACUGGAAACCGUCAAACGCCAUAUUCAAGAACUGGGGAUUGAAUCAUCUUUCGUUUCUCCUACGCAGUGUCCGACACUGACACCCUACUUCAGAGACCUAGACCUCGAGCCCCACCAACAACAGAACCUGUGUUGCGCUGUGUCCGCCUUCAACCUUGCCGUGCCUCAUCUGGGUCCUUUAGCGAAGACGGAUGUUUUCUCGCUACUCCCAAAUCUUGCUAAUGUGCAUUGGCCUGGUCGCCUGCAAACCCUCGACCUCUCGCCACUUAUUGAUCGCACAAACACUCUGCUCGAUGGUGCCCACAAUGCGCAGUCCGCUGAGGUUCUUGGCCAGUAUGUGGACCGCAGGCUGCGGUUCGAGGGCAAGCCGGUCACCUGGGUAGUUGCUGCAUCGAGUGGGAAAGACCUGGCCGGGGUUUUUGGCUCCAUCAUCCGCCCUGGAGAUCGCGUUGCCACCGCCGAGUUUGGUCCCGUAGAUGGGAUGCCCUGGGUGCAGUCAACCAACGCCACCGAGCUUGCUUCUUCCAUCCAAGCCAUUCAAGAUAUUGGGAAAGUUCAGAGCUUCGAGGGUGAUCUACUACCUGCUCUUCAAUGGGCCAGCAAUGAGGCCCAAGAUGGACCUCUUGUCGUUGCUGGCAGCUUGUAUUUAGUCUCUGAUGUGCUGCGCCUUCUUCGCGAGGCUCAAAAAUGA
This is a messenger RNA of Penicillium salamii, 1236 nucleotides long. NCBI's taxonomy places the organism in Eukaryota, Fungi, Ascomycota, Eurotiomycetes, Eurotiales, Aspergillaceae. The record is from the annotation of a GenBank genome assembly.